AUGCGCGAUCAGUUUCGCCGGUCUCCUGUCACUCGACCCGCCAUGCCUUCUCCGUCCACGAAUCCAGAUAAACAUAACAAUGGCAUCCCCGCCAAACCAUUUACGCCUACCCUAAGCUCUGCCUUCAGACCGACCGUAAAGCCCUCGUUGCCAUUGACCCCUCGCCUCGCGCACCCUGGAAAUACCCAGACCCCCAAAAGGCCAGAAUCAUCAAUCAUCCCACCACGGGAAGACGCUGCGACUCCCGAUUCAAUCUAUCUAGGGAUAAACAUAACUCCACGAUCUGGCCAUCGAACGAGUCGAAGAGAUGGUCACAUUUCUUCCCCAGAAAUUACGUCGUCGGCGGCGACUCACGCUGGAUCGUAUACAUCCCGACCCACCGUCCCUGUCACCCCAGGCUAUAUGCGGUCUGAAAGGAGCCCUAUCCGUGGUUACCCAAGAUCAGAAAUAUCUAAAUCGACAGUGUCGAGGGGAUCUAAUAUUGAUGUGCCCGGAUCGAGAACACUGCCCCGCCCGCCUUCAUCGUCGGAAGGACUCAAUCCCACAGCGAAAUUCUUCCACGCCGACGAAGCUCGCUCCGGCGGAUCUCACGAACCAGAAGCACGACCUCGCACAAUUUCGAAACCCGCACAAACAUCCACAUUCUUCUAUGCAGAUGGAUCCCAUGACCAAGACAGUCACACGGAUGACUCUAGUAAAGGCAUACCACCGAAGCGGCGCUCAACAGGAUCGGGCCGCCUUACCGGCGGUACUAAGAGUCCAUCGCUACUCUCACCAAGACUGCGGACGGCGCAGCUAGUUGAUCCCAUUUCUCGAUCGUCGUCUGAAGGCAGUCUUCAACCAAGUCCCAAUAUCGAAGAGGUUUCUGUGCCCAGAACGGCGAUAUCCGCUGAACCUCCGACUCCCGGGCUUACUCGACCGCCUCAACUUCCAUCGCAUCCUACCCACCGAAAGUCGUGCAGUGUCGAUUCUACAACUAACAUUACUUCUCCGCACGUGACAUCUCGUCGUGUCACUCCUACAUCAUCUUCACCCUUUCUUCCAGAGCCACUGAGCAGCCCUUCGGAACAACUCUCUCAUAGCCCUCUGAUUACUCCGAACCCUCCUAUCCAACUCAUCGAUCACCGAGACCAACCGUAUACUGUGCCUCAAAGCCCCAUAAAAUUUGAUGGAGGACCGAAUGCGGCCGGCGAAGAUGCCGUAAACGCGCGCACUGAACGCAAGGUUCUGGACCUUGAAAUCAGCAAUUCUUCUCUUUUAGCUAUCAACCGCACGCUUGAACGUGAGUUACGAAAGCAAAAUGCGGAACUUCGUCGAUUCCGGCGUCUUAGUCGAUCUGGCCGUUUAUCUAUAGCAACUUCUUUACGAUCAACCUCUGGGGGCGGACUUUCCGCAGUUAGUGAAUCCGGGGACAUCAGCGAGCUUUCUUCUACAUAUUCGAACGAUGAACUAUCGGACGAAAGUGACCCAGAUUCUCUAGAUGAGGGAACUGUCAGUCCUAAUAGUCUAGGCGAGCACGACUCUCAUCACCGUGUCGACGACGAGAAGCAAUUCAUGCUCGAUCUCGCCAAGCAUCAGGAAUUACUCAUUGAUAGCCAGAAACUCAAUCAGAGCCUGAAGCGAUGCAUUGGGUGGACUGAAGAAUUGAUAAAAGAAGGCAGAAAGGCUCUGGAGUAUAACGUCCACGUGAACGAUAUAGAAAUCGGUGGGCGUGUCCUCGACCCAGAUGAGCUUGGAGAGGACCUCGACAGAGGCCAUGGCCUUUUGAGUCCUGCAGCAGAUGUCAGGGGAGAUUUUCAGUUCUCCGCCCUUGACGCUCUUGAUAACGUUCUUGAAGAAGAGAGCCUUCUUGAAGAAGCAGUUGAUCUAAACCUAGAUUCAGAACAGUGA
Molecule: messenger RNA, 1890 nt
Organism: Talaromyces marneffei
Lineage: Eukaryota; Fungi; Ascomycota; Eurotiomycetes; Eurotiales; Trichocomaceae
Exons: 1
Coding region: 1-1890 (629 amino acids)
Source: RefSeq, a predicted model, not a curated record